This is a messenger RNA of Mangifera indica (mango), 1810 nucleotides long. RefSeq names its product glucan endo-1,3-beta-glucosidase 9. The record is from RefSeq and is a predicted model, not a curated record. Gene Ontology annotation, molecular function: hydrolase activity, hydrolyzing O-glycosyl compounds. The transcript is spliced from 2 exons. Gene Ontology annotation, biological process: carbohydrate metabolic process. NCBI's taxonomy places the organism in Eukaryota, Viridiplantae, Streptophyta, Magnoliopsida, Sapindales, Anacardiaceae. The coding region runs from base 124 to 1572 and encodes 482 amino acids. Gene Ontology annotation, cellular component: plasma membrane.
CUCUGAACGACAAAAAUGCCAAUAGCCGCACAGGGUAAACCGUCUUCAUGUUUGCCACCAGCUCCCAGAAGCCCUCCUUUCUGAGUCUCCAAGAACGAAAAACCACACUCUCUGCUCACUAAAAUGCCUCCAAAUCUGAGUCUAUUCAUCUUUUUUCUCCUCAUGAUUUUAACCUCAAAGGGCUCAUUGAGUCUAGCCAUUGGUGUGAACUGGGGCACCACGGCCUCUCACCCACUCCCACCGCCCAAGGUGGUGGAGCUCUUGAAGUCUAAUAACGUUACCAAAGUUAAGCUCUUUGAUGCUGACCCACCUGUUCUUCAAGCACUCUCUGGCUCCAACAUUGCUGUCACUGUAGCCAUCCCCAAUUCUAUGCUCAAAAGCUUAAAUUCUUCCAAAAAAGCUGCAGAGAGUUGGGUCCAUGAUAAUGUCACCAGAUACAUUUCUUCUGGCGGUGGAUCUAGAGUGAAAAUUGAGUAUGUUGCCGUUGGAGAUGAUCCAUUUCUCGUAAGCUAUGGUGAGCAAUUUCAUCCCUUUGUUAUUGGAGCAGUCAUGAACAUCCAAGCAGCCUUGAGCAGAGCAGAAUUGACUCGUGAAGUGAAAGUGGUGGUUCCAUGCAGCUUUGAUUCUUUCCAGUCAGAAACUGGCCUGCCAUCAAAAGGACACUUUAGGCCUGAACUUAACAAAACCAUGAUCGAACUCCUUACAUUUCUUAGCAAGCAUCACUCACCUUUCUUUGUGAACAUCUCACCAUUUUUAAGUUUCCAUCAAAACAAGAAUAUUUCACUUGACUUUGCUCUCUUCAAAGGAACUGCAAACCCUCAUCAUGAUAACCACAAAGCAUACAAAAACAGCUUUGACUUAAGCUAUGACACCCUAGUUACUGCUUUAUCAACAAUUGGUUUUCCAGAAAUGGAUGUCAUUGUAGGGCAGAUUGGUUGGCCGACAGAUGGAGCAGCAAAUGCAACUGCAUCUAAUGCAGAGAGCUUCAUGAAAAGCUUGGUGGAUCACCUUCACAACAAAGUGGGGACUCCACUUAGACCUCGAAAUCCACCUUUAGAAGUAUACAUUUUUAGUCUUUUAGAUGAGGAUCAAAGAAGCAUGGCCACUGGAAAUUUUGAGAGGCAUUGGGGUGUGUUCACUUUUGAUGGUCAAGCCAAGUACCAUAUUAAUUUUGGCCAGAAUGCGAAAAACCUUGUGAAUGCUCAAAAUGUUGAGUACCUUCCUUCCAGGUGGUGUGUUGCGAACAGUAACAAGGACUUGUCUAAUGCAACAGCAAGGGCUUUGGAGGCAUGUUCUGCUGCCGAUUGCUCUGCACUCUCUCCUGGUGGAUCUUGCUACAAAAUCAGCUGGCCCCAAAACAUAUCAUAUGCAUUUAAUAGCUACUAUCAGCUGCACGAUCAAACACCUAAUAGCUGUGAUUUUGGUGGGUUAGGUUUGAUGACCACUGUCGAUCCAUCAGUGGAUAAUUGCAGAUUUCCAGUUGAACUUCACACUUCUCAGUCUUCUUCACUUCAGGGAGCUUAUCUUUUCUGGUGCAUGAUUUUGCUAACACUCAAUACUUUGCCCUUUUAACUCAGUUUUACUUAGUAGAAAGGCUUAUGCAGCCAAUUUUGCAGCCCUUAAUCAGCCUCAGUUCUGUCUUCAUGGAUAAUUAUUAUCCACAAGGCUUCAACUUGAUUAAAGACUUCAUUGUGUGGAUUUGAAGUUGGAAAAGAGUUAGGCAACGAUACUAAGAGGUUUUAAUUUUGUGGUUAGGAUCAUUCCCAAUUGUCACUAUUUCUGUUCAGAAAUGAAAGAGUACUUGGUUGAA